Molecule: messenger RNA, 1419 nt
Organism: Penicillium canariense
Lineage: Eukaryota; Fungi; Ascomycota; Eurotiomycetes; Eurotiales; Aspergillaceae
Exons: 2
Coding region: 1-1419 (472 amino acids)
Source: RefSeq, a predicted model, not a curated record
AUGUGGAAAUAUCCUGGCGUUCCCAUAACCCUGGUCUAUCUUUUUGGCCAUGUUCAGGCCCAAAAUUCUACUUCCAAUCCCCUCGAAGGCUGGCAAUUUGACGACGCCAGUCGGUCAAGCUGGGAUAUCUUGUGGACAUGUUUGACGACAAUAUUUGCCUGCACGUGGGCCGCACUCCAUUUUCAACUGCCCGUAUACGUGAAAGGGUCGGCACGAGCUUGGGGAAAAUUCACCGCGUGGAUUUACACUCUCAUUGCCCCGGAAAUUAUGGUCAUAUACGUGGCAGUUGAUUUCCAUUCCGCGAGAGAUGCCGCCGCACACUGUAACAGGGCAUUUCGAGCCACUAUGGACGAAGCCAAAACUCAAGAAACCCGGUCCACUCAAGGGCAGUUACUCACCAGCGGCGUCAAAGCCGACGGGAGGGAAGAUGAUCGAGAGUGGACAACGACACAUGGCUUUUGCAUUAGAAUGGGUGGGUUUCAACUGCGGACCAAAGAUGGUUGGCUGUAUACAAUCAGCGUGGAGAAUAUUAUCCCCCUUAUCGAAGCUGGAGUUAUCCAGCCCGGCGACCUCGACGAAGAAGAAAUCAAAGAUCACUCAAAGGCGGACGCGGUUGCAAAGCUAUUAGCGAUACUGCAGAGCGUCUGGGUUACGAUUAAUAUUCUCGCGAGAGCCGCUCUCCAAUUGCCUAUAUGUCCACUUGAAAUCUCUACUGUUGCCUACGUCCUUUGUGCAUUCUUCACAUAUGCACUAUGGUGGUGCAAACCGAAGGACAUGAAAACACCGAUCACCCUGCAUAUCCCCUACAAUCGAAACAGUGAAGAAAUAUCUUCCUGGGUACACGAGAUUCUCGAUGCGCGAUCGCAUUGCUGGCGGCACCCAACGGAACAGACGGUUGAUAGGGAACCCAAGGAGGCUAGUGACCCCAAAGAAUCCUUAUUUCGAAGAUCGAGGCACAAGCUCUGGUCGGAUCAGGCUAGGGAUGGCAUGAUUGGCAGACUAUCCCCAUUGGACGAAGCGCUUUUGACAAUAUGUGCCGCCAUUGGCCUACAGGCAUUUAGUGCAAUUCAUGUGGCCGCGUGGAACUUUGUCUUCCCUACUUUGGCUGAAAGGUGGGCCUGGAGAGUUAUCUCAUUGAUCGCUCUUAUAAUACCAUGGAUCUCUUUCUGGAUGGCUGUGGUCCCGUUGUUCCUGGCUUGGUGUGUCAGAAAGUAUCGCCUACAUGUGCCAUGGUUGGAGUCUUAUAUCGACCCGGAAAGCCGGCGAACUUUGCUGGAGGGUGUGAUUUUUGAGGGUGUUUUCUUUGUGUACUAUUUCGCACGAGUGGGAACGAUCAUUUUGAUGAUGAUCUCUCUUCGGGCUCUCCCCGCUGGCUCAUUCAUUGGCAUCGACUGGCUGUCGACCAUUCCUCAUAUAUGA